Molecule: messenger RNA, 1568 nt
Organism: Marchantia polymorpha subsp. ruderalis
Lineage: Eukaryota; Viridiplantae; Streptophyta; Marchantiopsida; Marchantiales; Marchantiaceae
Source: the annotation of a GenBank genome assembly
GAUGUUGACAAUGAAGAAGCGGUUCGUUGGAUAUAAAUGGAAUCUCCUGAGGAAAUCUGUCUACAGUGGGUAGUAUCCAAUAAUUUCUUUGCAUUGGAUUGAAGGUUGGAUUCGACAAGCUUACUUGUGAGAAAGAUAAUUCAGAUGGUUUCUACAAGCUCUGGAAAGUGGAUGUCGCCAGACGUCGAAGUUUACAACUUGGAAAGCUGAAGCACAAAGCACUGUAAGUAAUCGCAUGACAACAUCCUGACUAGAGGAUGUGAAGUCAGUUAAGCAGCUGACACAAUCCCGAGUUGUUGAUGGAAACGAUUUGCACAGAAGAACGGCCGAUUUGUCUGGAAAGGAGAAAGCCGAGCACGGUAUUAAUGUCUUCCUCUUUUCUGAACUUUCGUAACUGUAUCUUGCUCGGUUUUGGAAGGUGUAUAACUGCCGGAUGCUAUACACAUCAAGCUCGUAACUUCCUGCCUGCAAGCUCGAGAGUAGCCCACAAAUCUCAUCCAAGAACUUUCCCCCUCGAGGACGACAACUAUUUUCUUCAUUGUAACCAUCCCUUGAAUCUAAAUCGUUCAGUGUAACGCGUACAUGGCGACAAUACUCUACGGCUCCGUUCAGAAGACCAUGACAGAAUUGUGCCUUUGUACCCCACCGUUCACUAACCGUUACCCGAAUUUAAAUAAUCAAAAUUGCAGUCGACUGAUUAAGUACUAGAGGAAAACUGGAGUCGACUGAUUAAGCACGAGAGUAAAAUUUGACAUACUUCACAGCGACCCGAGAGCGCCGGCAUGGUUCAAUCUCAUACUCUAUUUCGAGUGUUUGUAAAACCACUGCUGAAAAAUGUGGUGCGUGGGCCGACGCGCUGCCAUUACUUCAACUCUCCGAGCGAAGUGGGGGGCAGGAGGGAACUCGGAGUAAUAGAAGAACGACGCAUUUGGCAUGACAGCUCGCUGGACAGAGCAGCGAGCAGAAGUGUAACUUUAUGAACGGUUUCGUACUCGGACUACGCUCAUGGAUAUGACACUAAGAGCUCCGAAGUUGCUGAUUGCCGAGUUGCAGGGCGCCGUGCACCAUGGCGAUUUCGCGAUGCUCGGGCAGAUGAAGUUUCAGCGCGUUUGGCUGCAGGGAGUGGUCGUGUCGCCGCUGGAGCAUGGCACCAUGGUGCUGGACGACGGCAGCGGCGUGGUAGACCUGUUCCUGAAAAAACACCACCAGGCUUUGUCUUGGCAUCCUGGAAUGUACAUUCUCGUCACCGGUAGGUUCUGUGAAGACAGUGUUCCGUUCAUUGAGGUGCACAAGAUUGUAGACUUGUCUGCGUCACCUGAUCGAGAGGCGCUGUGGCACUUGGAGCUAGCUGAAAGUCAUCAGAAAUUCUACGACAGUCUUCUUCCGAAACCUCAUCUCGGAGUAAAGAGGCAACGCAUGUUACCAAAUUAGGGUAGAGCGCCUGAAGUGGCCUUUGGCAACUGCCUUGUGAUUUAUGUGCAGAAUGUGAGUAACAAAUGUGCUAACGAGUGUAUGAUAAUAAAGACUCUUGGGCCCCGUAGACAUUUUUGACCGAGUAAAAUCAUGGC